CAUUGAGGUGGCAACACUCAAGGUGGCAAAAGUCAAGCUGUCAGCUGUUUUUGUGUCAAUACGAAAUUUUUGUCCAGACACCUUUUUAGAUUUUGCAAUAAACGCUGUGGGAAAACUCAGAUUAUUGGACUGUGAUAGCUGCUGUUGUCUUUCAAUAACUUUUUAACGUUCAGGUAAAUUGCAAAAAAUACGUUAAAUGGAUUCGGCCAACAGCAGUGUGGCUUCUGUGAAAAUGAAUGGGACCAGCACAACCAAUGGUGUUGCUGAAGCACCAAUAAAAGCAAAUAGUAAUGGGUGCUACAGGGAUGAAGAUUCAUGGAAAGAAGUCUCUAUCGCAGUACCAUGGGGUACAGUAGCUGGUAAAUGGUGGGGACCACAGAAUCGCCAGCCAAUACUCGCACUCCACGGUUGGCAGGACAAUGCCGGUACAUUCGAUCGUCUAUGUCCACUGCUGCCGGCGCACAUUCCAAUACUCUGCAUUGAUCUCCCCGGCCAUGGUAAGUCGUCACACUAUCCAAAAGGAAUGCAGUAUUUGAUCUUUUGGGAUGGCAUUGCCCUCAUACGGCGCAUAGUACGCCGCUACGGUUGGGAGAAUAUGACACUGAUGGGCCAUUCCUUGGGUGGCGCAUUGACUUUCAUGUAUGCGGCUAGCUUCCCAAAUGAAGUGGAAAAACUCAUUAACAUCGAUAUUGCUGGACCAACAGUGCGCAAUGUUGACCAUUCUGCGGAAAAAACUGGCUGGGCAAUAGAUAAAAUGUUGGAUUACGAGAAUUUAUCGCUGAACAAGAUGCCCUGCUAUAAUUAUGAAGAAAUGAUUAAAUUAGUUGUAGAUGCGUAUGAUGGUUCAGUGGAUGAAGAGGGUGCAAAGGUGUUGAUGCGGCGUGGCAUGUCACCAACACCAGCCGAAAUAAAAAAGGAUGGAUUUAAUUUUGCACGCGAUGUGCGCUUGAAAGUGAGCUUGCUUGGCAUGUUCACGAAAGAGCAAGUUAUAGCUUAUGCAAAGCUUAUACGCUGUAAAGUACUCAAUAUACGUGCUGAUCCCGGCAUGACGUUUCAAAAUCCACUAUUUUACGCCGAGGUUAUUGAAACGCUGAAAAAGAACGCAGAGUUAGUGAUAUUUGAGAAAGUACCUGGUACGCACCAUUUGCAUCUGGUUACCCCGGAACGAGUGGCGCCCGUAAUAGCUGAUUUUAUGUUAAAGUCUUAAAUAUGACUAGUUGAUUUAGUAGAGGCUCUAAUCUACAUUAUAAUACUAGUAACAUCUAAAUAUAUUUUUUAAGAA
Messenger RNA from Rhagoletis zephyria (snowberry fruit fly), 1282 nucleotides. RefSeq names its product serine hydrolase like 2 kraken (gene kraken). Gene Ontology annotation, cellular component: membrane. The record is from RefSeq and is a predicted model, not a curated record. Lineage: Eukaryota; Metazoa; Arthropoda; Insecta; Diptera; Tephritidae.